Penicillium samsonianum is the source of this 1485-nucleotide messenger RNA. RefSeq names its product cytochrome P450. Gene Ontology annotation, molecular function: iron ion binding; heme binding; oxidoreductase activity, acting on paired donors, with incorporation or reduction of molecular oxygen. Bases 1 to 1485 code for a protein of 494 amino acids. NCBI's taxonomy places the organism in Eukaryota, Fungi, Ascomycota, Eurotiomycetes, Eurotiales, Aspergillaceae. The record is from RefSeq and is a predicted model, not a curated record. The transcript has a single exon.
AUGGCUCUUGAAAUACUCACCUAUCUCCUACUCUCUUCCAUUCUCGGGAUCGUGAUCCACCGACUGUUUCUCCAUCCCCUCCGCCAUGUACCCGGUCCGUUCUUGGCCUCUUUCAGCUCGCUCUUCAUAUACGUAAUCUGCUAUCUGGGAGUUGAGGGUCGUGUACUUCGUUACUUCCACCGUCGCUUCCGCACUCCUGUCCUCCGUGUAGGGCCAAAUAGCGUCUCCAUCUCGGAUAGCAGCGCACUCCGCGACAUUUAUAUUGCCAAUGGCGGUUUUCCCAAAGAUGAUCGGUACAAGAAUUUCGACUUGGGCCCAAUUGUCUCCAUUUUCUCAUCUCGAGAUACUGAAUAUCGCGACCGGCGCGCCAAAGCUGUGGCUCCUCUCUUUGCUCCUGCCCGCGUGCGGUCGGCCUGUGCCCUAGAUCAGCCCAUUGGACAGUCCAUCACUCAGUUUGUCGAGCGCCUAAGCAUCUACCAGACAAAGAAGGUAUCUUUUGAUCUCGUCGAUAUUUGCGCUAGGCUCUCAAUAGAUGUCGUGACGGGGUACCUCCUCGGAGAGCCCUACGGGGGCUUCGCCGAGUCUGCGCACCUCUCUGCAGAGGCACAACAGGGGGUGAAGCUCAGCGCUAACCCAUUCAUCUUUGCCAUUGUGGCUUUCUCGCGCUUCUCGCUUCUGCCGAAUUUUCUUUUCCGGCAGGUCUACAGGCUCGCCAUUCAUCUGGCCUCGACCGACGAAUCGAUAACAUCAUUCCACAAACUGGAUCAGUUCGCUGUAGGCGUCACUUCCCGUGCCGAUAUUAAUUCGGCACAGAUGUCGACAUAUCAGUCUCGUCUUCUAGAGGCGGGGAUUUCUCCAGAGGAAACUGCUGCCCAGUGUAAGGCCGUGAUUUUUGCGGGUGCUGACUCCACCGCCGUCAUGCUGGCAACCAUCCUCUUCCACCUCAUUCACAACGAGAAGGCAAGGCACAAACUUUCAGCAGAGGUGGCACAAUGUCGACAGGAAAACCCGUCAAUAGAUCCAGAGGCCAUCUCUUAUCUGCGUGCUGUCGUCAAAGAAGGACUUCGACUGGGCAUGGCAAACCCAACCCGAUUGACCAGGGUCAUUCCUUCCUCCUCCAUCCUCCGUGUCGGCGAGCACAUCUUGCCUGCCGGCACCGUCGUAGGCUGUGCUGCGUAUAACCUACAUUAUGACGAGGAUGUGUUUCCGCAGCCCUUUGACUUCUGGCCAGAGCGGUGGUUGGAAGGCAGACAGCACGGAGGGCUUAUGGAAAGGAACAUGAUGCCGUUUGGAGCGGGAUCAAGGGCGUGUAUUGGGAAGAACCUGGCAAUGAGGCAGUUGUAUGAGACUGUUCUAGCGGUGGUUUGUCCUGUAGAAGGGGGAUGUUUGUUAGACGGGGCUAGGUUACGACACAGCAAGAUUGACAUGAUUGAGUGGUUCAAUGGGGAGAUUCAGGGGCAUUGUUUGGAUGUGGACUGGGAUUGA